AUGGCUUCUCAAGGCUCCAACGUCGACCUCUUGAUCGUCGGCGCAGGGCCUGCAGGGCUCAUGGCUGCGUGCUGUGCUGCUCAGUACAGUAUGUCUACUCGCAUCAUUGAUGAGAAAGAGACUCGUACGCAAACAGGUCAUGGUGACGGGUUCCAGACACGCACGUUGGAAAUUUUAGAUAGCUUUGGCCUGGCCGAAGACAUUUUGAAGCAGAGCACACCUGAAUCGGAGUCUUCCUACUGGAUGGCAGAGAAGAAGCCGGGCAACAUCCAGCGUGUCAAGACCGAGAAAUCCAAUUCCGGGCAAGACUCUAGAUUUACGAAGGCGUUACUAAACCAAGGUGCGACCGAACAGGUUCUUCUUGACUACUUGGAACAGAAACAGAAUGUUCAUGUUGAACGGUCAAAGCAAGCCAAGACACUAGAUUUUAAAGAUCUCUCUGCGAAAAUAAGCUUUCCUGUUUCUGUUGGGAUACGGCGAUUGACUGUUGAUGGUAGUGAUGCCUCGAAUCAACUAGAGGUUAUUAAUGCGCGCUAUGUUGUUGCCUGUGAUGGCGCACAUAGCUGGACGAGGGACCAGCUAGGCGUCUCCACAGAAGGGGACUCUAAAGGCUCCACAUGGGGCAUAUUUGAUAUAGUCCCUAUCACUGACUUCCGUAUGCUGUAA
Aspergillus melleus is the source of this 666-nucleotide messenger RNA. RefSeq lists its product as uncharacterized. Gene Ontology annotation, molecular function: FAD binding. NCBI's taxonomy places the organism in Eukaryota, Fungi, Ascomycota, Eurotiomycetes, Eurotiales, Aspergillaceae. The record is from RefSeq and is a predicted model, not a curated record. The transcript has 3 exons. Bases 1 to 666 code for a protein of 221 amino acids.